AUGGCAGGAUUAAAACGAGGAACUUCUCAAGACUUGGCCUCUUCCCCCAAAUUAGACAGAUACAAAUUAGCAAAACAAUUAACUGACAAAGCCAUCAAGGAAAAAAAGAUUUUUUCUAUCUAUGGACACUACCCGGUGAUCCGGGCGGCUCUGCGAAGGAAGGGCUGGGUGGAGAAGAAGUUCCACUUUGUACCCAAGGUCAUUCCACGUGUGGAAGACGAAAGUGAAGGGGUGACUGAUAGCAAAGGCACUGAACACAAACAGAACCCAGAAAUGACUUUCAGGAAGACAGAGGACAUCCAUGACGUGAUGUCUAGGCUGGUAAAACAUGAAAUGCCUUACUUCCUCUGGACCAUCAAAAGGGACAUCGUAGAUCAUCACAGUCUGAACUGCGACCAGAUGUUGAACCACUACGGGAAGACAGCCUCAUUCACCACCAAGAUCGGGCUGUGUGUGAGCAUGCGGAGCCUGCCAUGGUACGUCCAGGCCAACCCUGACUCCUUCUUCCCGCGCUGCUAUGGCCUCUGCACAGACAGCGAGAAGCAGGAGUUCCUGGAUGACUUCCGGCGCACUGUGGCUUCCAGCAUCCUCAAGUGGGUUGUCAGCCACCAGAGCUGCAAGGCCAAGCUCAAGAACAGGCGGGAGGAGGCCGGCGACAGUUACCCCAGCCACAGGAAAGAUGCCGAGCACACUGAUGCCAAGAUGCUCACGGGCCUUCCAGGGCAGCUCAUUGACACCGCGUGCAGGGUGUGCCAGGCCUACCUGGGGCAGCUGGAGCAUGAGGACGUUGAUGUCUCCGAAGACGCCACUGAGGACCUCACUGAGGACGAAUGGAAUGACCUGACCCAGCAGUACUACUCCCUCGUCCAUGGCGAUGCCUUCAUCCCCAACUCCAGGAAUUACCUACCGCAGUGCCAGGCUCUGCUUAGCAAGAUCACGGCCGUCAACCCACAGACGGAGAUCGACGGCAUCCGAAACAUUUGGAUCAUUAAGCCUGCUGCUAAAUCACGGGGCAGAGACAUCGUGUGCAUGGACCGCGUGGAGGAGAUCCUGGAGCUGGUGGCCGGAGACCAGGUCUCUGCCAAGGACAACAGGUGGGUAGCCCAGAAGUACAUCGAGACGCCGCUGCUCAUCUACGACACCAAGUUCGACAUCCGGCAGUGGUUUCUCGUUACGGACUGGAACCCCCUGACCAUCUGGUUCUACAAGGAAAGCUACCUGCGUUUCUCCACGCAGCGCUUUUCCCUGGACAACCUGGACAGUGCCAUCCACCUGUGCAACAACUCCAUCCAGAAGCAUCUCAAGAACGCCAAGGACCGCAGCCCACUGCUGCCAUGCCACAACAUGUGGACCAGCACCAAGUUCCAGGAGUACCUGCAGCGCCGGGGCCGUGGCACCCUCUGGAGCAGCGUCAUCUACCCGUCCAUGAAGAGGGCCAUCACCAACACCAUGAAGGUGGCCCAGGACCACGUGGAGGCCCGCAAGAACAGCUUCGAGCUCUAUGGCGCGGACUUCAUCCUCAGCAAGGACUUUAGACCCUGGCUCAUUGAGAUCAACUCCAGCCCUACCAUGCACCCCUCCACGCCCGUCACUGCCCAGCUCUGUGCCCAGGUGCAGGAAGACACCAUCAAGGUGGUGGUGGACCGCAAGCUCGACCGAAACUGUGACAUCGGCAACUUUGAGCUGCUCUGGAGACAGCCAACGGUGGAGCUGCCGCCGUUCAGCGGGUCGGACCUCUGCGUGGAAGGCGUCAGCUUCAGGAAGGCCAGGAAGCAAAGCUCUCCCAUCUGCAACUGUCACUUCGCCAUGCCGCUCUCAGGUACCCAGCUGCUAAAAGGGAAGUGCCCUUCGGCCAUUCCGGACCCGGCGCGAGGACUGCCCCGAGCCACGCCCCCGCAGGCCUUGAGACUGAGAGACGACAAGGUACUUUCAUGCACCUUACCUGCGCCCCUACGGCGGCCGUCCGAGCGGAGCUGCGCGCCGCGGGCCGGCGGCCCCGCGCCGGGCGGGAGGAUAGCGCUCCCGGCCUUCCACUUCCAGCGCGUAGACGGUCAGGCCUCGAGGGCCGCGGUGGCCAAAGCAGCGUCUGCGAGGCCCCUGGAGCCAAACGCAUUAAAGGCGCACCCACUGGCGGCCACGCCCCGCGGCGGGAAGGCGGUGGAGGGCUCUUUAUUUCAGCCGCCCAGAGCGCCAGGUAACAGCUGCGGGGGAGCGUGGGGGUGUCCGCGUCGUGUCCCCAGGGGGGCUGAGACCCACCUGUCCUGGGCUCUGGGCGCCGGCCGGGAGCGUCCCCGUCGGAACGCUGGCCAGAGCUGGGGCAGGGUUUGGAGGCGCGCACCCGUCUGGGCCGGCACAGGGCGUCGGUCCCGGUGUGAGCCGGCCGGCGUGGAACUGCCGCUGGGACUCAGGGACCUGGGCCCCCCGCAGCAGUCCCAGCGGCCCCCUAGCAGCCGUGGGCUCUUCCCUCUUGGGGUCUCAGGGUUCCCUCUGAUGACCCAGCGGUCACCUCCGUCUUGCUGCCUCCUGGAGGCUAGUGCUAUCAGAGUUUGA
Molecule: messenger RNA, 2550 nt
Organism: Trichechus manatus latirostris (Florida manatee)
Lineage: Eukaryota; Metazoa; Chordata; Mammalia; Sirenia; Trichechidae
Gene: TTLL8
Product: tubulin tyrosine ligase like 8
Exons: 12
Coding region: 1-2550 (849 amino acids)
Biological process (GO): protein polyglycylation; cilium assembly; cilium movement
Cellular component (GO): microtubule cytoskeleton; axoneme
Molecular function (GO): protein-glycine ligase activity, initiating
Source: RefSeq, a predicted model, not a curated record